Messenger RNA from Stomoxys calcitrans (stable fly), 2928 nucleotides. RefSeq lists its product as uncharacterized. Lineage: Eukaryota; Metazoa; Arthropoda; Insecta; Diptera; Muscidae. The transcript is spliced from 2 exons. The record is from RefSeq and is a predicted model, not a curated record. Bases 1 to 2832 code for a protein of 943 amino acids.
AUGUCCAAUUGUCAAGAUCAGCCAAGAAGAACAAGCAGCAGAAGCACAAAAGGAACCCCGCCAGCCCGAUAUCAGCAAUACGUCAGCGAAAUGUCUGUCAACCACUCACCGAAGUCAGAUACGCCAGCAAAAAGCCAACAAAGACAGCCACAGCUACAGCCAAUGGACGGUACUACUCAUGUCAAUACGAUUAAUCCGCCUUCUCAAUUACAGCACCAGAAAACUGCAGCCAAUUCACCAGCCGGGACAUCAAAACCUGUAAAUGAAGUCGGUGAGUUCAUGAAGCAAAUGAGAGUGCAAAUGGAGCAGAUGCAGCGUCAAAUGCAGGUAAUGCAAAGUGAGUACAUUGCAUCAACGAAGAAGAUGCAAGCACAACUUGUUAAUACUGCCAAACAAGUGGAAACGCAGUUAGCCAAUCAAAUGACGUCGACGUCCGCAUUACCUACAUCGACGCUGCCACAGCCGCCAUCAAAUAUGCCAGAACCAAUACUGCCAACAUCUCAGCCAUCACUGCCACCACCAAAUCAGUCACAAUAUCAGCCGCCACAGAAUCUUCUACAACAGCCGCCACAACUGUCGCCUCUACAACAGCAAGUUUAUCAGCCAACGCCACAAUAUCCGCCGCCAUCACGGUCUAUAAAUUCGGAUAUGUCUGUCCACAAUUCGUAUCCACAAAGUUUUAUAUCUGUUCCACACAAGAAAAUUUAUCCUCUCCCCACAUUUUCAGGUCUUCCAGAAGAAUGGCAAACCUUUUAUGAAGCGUACGAAAGCACCACAGCCGAAUUUGGAUAUAACAGCCUCCACAACAUUAUGCGCCUCAGAGAUGCUAUCAAGGGUCGAGCCAGAGAAACCGUCGAAUCGCUGCUAGGUAAUUCUGCCAACGUCGACACCAUUAUACGAACGCUGCUUGAAACCUUUGGUCGUCCGGAACAGCUGAUUAGAAGCCAAAUUGAAAAGGUUCGUGCCAUUCCACCUUUAGCCAAUGACAACCUGGAAGCCCUGGUAAACUUCGCCAACAAAAUCUCGAACAUGGCCACAUUUGUCAAGAACGUGAAGGGAGAUCACCAUCUUUCCAACCCUUCAUUGUUGAGCGAACUGGUCGCUAAACUUUCCACAAGCCGCCAAAUGCAGUGGGCCGAAAAAUGCCUCCAAUUACAACAACCAGCCACCAUAGUUGACUUUGCAGAAUGGCUAUCAGUACUGCGUCGCCUGGCCAAUAUCGUCCAUGACACCUUGCCGUCAACUUCGACCAAUGCCGCAUCAAACCGCCGCCAUUUUGCUGCUACUGCACCGCCACCAAACCGAAAAUACGUCAACGUCACUGUCAGCCAAUGUCCAGUAUGUAAGGGUGAGUGCACUAACAUAAAACACUGUACAGAAUUUUUAAACAUGUCCAUCGACAAAAGAUGGAACACUAUAAAAGGGCUCAAGAUUUGUUUUUGUUGUUUAAAACGUGGACAUCAAGUUAAAUUUUGCCACACAAAACGCCGUUGUGGCGUUAAUGAUUGCCCAAAGCCACACAACAAUUUAUUGCACAGUACACUUUCACAAUCACAACCGGAGCCAGCGACCGAGCCAACUCAUUUGUCCACGACGGGUGGGACACAAAAUAACCGCACGGUCACGUCCGAAGCACAACGACCACAAACCGAAAGACGAAAUUGCCAUGCAGCUCAUUCUCCCGAUAAUGUGCUUUUCCAGAUUUUACCCAUAACUUUGUAUGGGCAGCACAAAACAAUAAGCACUUACGCCUUUAUUGACGACGGAGCCAACGUUUCUAUGCUGGAUCUGGAAAUAGCACGAGAACUUGAACUCCAUGGAGAACCUGAGCACUUGGAGCUGCAAUGGCUUAAUACUCACCGCGUAACACAGAAAACGGAAAAAAUUCGCGUGACCAUCAGUGGAGUUGGCCAAUUUAACAGAAAAUACUUACUUUCCAAUGUUUACGUUUCAUCGGAUAUGUCAUUGCCAGUACAGAGUUGCCACAUAGCUCAUUUUAUGAAAUCCCAAAAAAGUGACAAAAUCGCCAAUUUAAAUAUGCGGGAUUAUUCUAAUGUUCAACCAAAAAUGAUUUUAAGCUUAACCCAUUCCUUCCUAACAGUUCCCAUUGAGACGCCUACACUUUUAUCCGAAUUUGGACCCAUUGUGUCAACCACCAGAUUAGGCGCUGUUAUAUAUGGACCAAUUCCUGGUGAAGAACCAACAAACAUAAAGAGGGCUUUACACGUAAGGAAGUGUGUGUACCAAAAUGAUGUUUUGAAGGAGUUGAGCGAUAUGAUGCGUGGUUAUUUUGAUGUGGAGACCCUUGGAACCAAAAUACCCGUGAAACCUAUAAAAUCCAAAGAAGACGAGAGAGCAAUGGGCAUAUUGGAAACAAACACAAAGCAAGUAAAUGGCCGAUAUGAAUGUUCGUUGUUGUGGAGAGAAGAUGUGAGACCGAUCCCUGACUCAUACAACAUGGCUUUGAAUCGUUUGUACUCUGUGGAACGUAAGAUGGCAAAAGACAAGAAUCCCCCAUUGCUGUAUGUGGUGACAUACAAGAGAUGUUUCACCAGAUCGCCAUUGCCAGGAAAGACCAAGAUAGCCAAAGAUUUCUGUGGAGAGAUGGCAAUCCUGAUCAGCCUGUGGACACUUAUGUUAUGGAAAGGCUUAUUUUUGGAGCCACCUGUUCACCAACCAUUGCCCAAUAUGUCAAGAAUAAAAAUGCGACAAAAUACAUCGAAAAGUCACCAAGAGCCGUCCAUGGUAUCAUCGAACGUCAUUAUGUGGAUGAUUAUGUCGAUUGUUUCGAAACUGAAGAUGAAGCCCUUAAUGUUGUUCGCGAAGUGGUAAGGAUCCAUAAAUCCGGUGGUUUCCAUCUUCGCAACAUAAUAUCCAACAGUGAACGAGUGGCAAUACUAUGUGGUAAUAAUCCUGGCAAUGGCGAGA